UGGCGCGUGUGAAAUCGGGUGAGAGAAGCGUGGGAGUUUUCGGCGGCGGUCAGACGCGGGAUACGCGCGACACGGGACCGCGUCGCAGCGAGUGACGUCAAAUAGAGCACCAUGCAUAUCGGCGCCGAUAUGGCUGGUGGUGCCACAAGUGCGCGUUCGUGGCGCUCAGCGACCUCUCACAUAGCUUCGCUGACCGACCGGAUCCGUCUCCGAACCCUAUAAAACCCUACGUAAUCGUCAGUGUGUCAAAAGUAUUGUUGCCUGCGACUGCCAGGCCAUCUAUACCCAUAGAAGAGAUUGCCUCUAAACGGGGCCUUAGAGAAUGACGACCAUACCUCAGUUCACGGUGAAGGAUUACUCGUCUUUCUUUCUUGCAGGAGCACUAUGUUGCACUGUCACACAUGGCGGCAUGACGCCGAUAGAUGUCAUUAAGACGCGUAUUCAGAUAGACCCUGCCCUCCAAGGCUGUUCGCUUCUCUCAGGUGGACGCUUGAUCGUCAAGAAUGAGGGUGCUGCCGCACUUCUUACAGGUUUCGGACCAACUGCCGUUGGGUACCUUGUUCAGGGAGGGGCGAAGUUCUCCGGAUACGAGUACUGGAAGAAGCAGUUUGUGCAGAUCGCCGGCAGCCAGGAGGCUGCGGUCCGGCAUCGCACAGCGAUAUACCUCGGCGCAUCCAGCGUGGCAGAAUUUUUUGCAGACAUUAUGUUGACUCCGCUGGAGGCGACGCGCAUACGGCUCGUCUCCGAGCGUCAUUAUGCAUCUGGUUUGACUACGGGCUUCAUGCGCCUUGCGCGGGAAGAGGGGUUCCAGGGGCUAUAUGCGGGCUUCCUUCCUAUCCUCUGCAAACAGAUCCCGUAUGCGAUUGGCCAGUUCACGGUGAACGAGUACUGCCACGAACUGGUAUUCCGUAGUAUAUCCGACGAGACGCGGAGAAACUUGAGCGGAGGCAACAAAUUUGCCAUCUCGCUCGGAAGUGGAAUCAUCGCUGGUUUCGCCGCCGCCAUCCUCAGCCAGCCUGCGGACACCCUUCUCUCGCGGAUCAACAAGGGGCACGGUCCCUCGGGGUCGAUGGCGUAUCGCUUGACUGUGCUCGCGCGGGAGGCUGGCUUCCGCGGUCUGUUCGCAGGACUUGGUCCCAGGAUGAUCAUGACUGCGGGUCUCGUGUCUGGCCAGUUCUUGCUGUAUGGUGGCAUUAAGGAUAUGCUGGGUGCACCACCUGGCCUGGAGAUCCAUAAAGAGGCCAGUGCUAAGAUUUCACGGUAGACGCCGUUGAUGCCCGUUGCACAAAAGAUGCGUGAGUAAGCCUAUGGACAUGCGAGUGGAAAGACCUAGAAAUUCACAGUGUUGUAUGACGUCUGUAGUUGGCCACACUGAUUUUGUCACACGGUAUACCUCUUAGAGUACUGUGGCAUAUAAUCCUUAUCUUGCUAUACUGUAUAAUACUGCGUACGCAUUGAGGUAACUAGUCGAGAACAGCCGAGUCUGUAUUCACGAAAAAGCAGGAUCAGAAUGGAGAGCAUCAGAGGCGU
Laetiporus sulphureus 93-53 is the source of this 1530-nucleotide messenger RNA. Its product is annotated as mitochondrial carrier. Lineage: Eukaryota; Fungi; Basidiomycota; Agaricomycetes; Polyporales; Laetiporaceae. Gene Ontology annotation, cellular component: mitochondrial inner membrane. Gene Ontology annotation, biological process: mitochondrial phosphate ion transmembrane transport. The record is from RefSeq and is a predicted model, not a curated record. The coding region runs from base 323 to 1264 and encodes 313 amino acids. The transcript has 8 exons. Gene Ontology annotation, molecular function: phosphate transmembrane transporter activity.